UUCCCACACAUCCAAACCAUUUCCCCUUCUCUCUUCACUUCCCAAAAAUUUAACUCUCAAUCAAUGGAGCUCUUAACCCUAGCCGCUUCAAUUCUCCUCAUCGCCCUCACAAUUUUCCUCCUCCGCCGCAGCAGCUCCGGCGACGCCACACUUCCACCUGGCAGCUUCGGCUGGCCGGUCCUCGGCGAGAGCGUCGAAUUCCUCUUCGGCAAGCCGGAGAAAUUCGUCGGCGAUCGGAUGCGAAAAUACUCCCCGGAUAUCUUCAAAACCAAAAUCCUCGGCGAGAAAACCGCCGUCAUCUGCGGCCCCGCCGGCCACAAAUUCCUCUUCUCCAACGAGCAGAAACUAUUCACCGCAUUCCGCCCCCAUCCAAUGCAGCACCUCUUCCGCUCCUACAAGCCUAAAUCCGCCGCCGCCGCCGCGCCGCCGCCGGCCGCGCUGAUGCCUUCCAAAGACAACGACGAGACGAAGGCGAUUCGCCAGCCUGGAUUCCUGAAGCCGGAAGCCCUGAUGCGAUAUCUGGCGGGAAUGGAUUUGAUCACGCAAAAGCAGCUGCACAUUCACUGCGACGGUAAAAAAAUCGUGGAGUUUUACCCGCUGUCAAAAACAAUUACCCUUACCAUCGCGUGCCAGUUUUUUUUGGGGAUAAAUAACCCGGAGCGGAUCGCGCGGUUGGUUAAGAACUUUGAUGAUGUCACGGUGGGGAUGCAUUGCAUCAUGCUGAAUUUGCCCGGGACGAUUUUCUACCGCGGUAACAAGGCGGCGGUGGCGCUACGGAAGGAGCUGAUCGCGGUGAUCAAGGAGAAGAAGGAGGCGAUGGCCAAGGGCGGGCCGCUGCACGACAUCUUGUCGCAUAUGAUUGUGGCAUCUGACCCGAGCGGGAAGUCGAUGCCCGAGGCCGAGAUUGCGGAUAAGAUGAUGGGGCUUUUGACCGCCGGGUAUAGCACCGUCGCGACAACUAUGACUUUCUUAAUGAAGUAUUUGGGACUGAACCCCGAUAUCUAUGAACGAGUUCGUGCAGAGCAAUUGGCGAUUGCGGCGGCUAAGAAGGAAGGAGUGCCACUGGAUUGGGAAGAUAUGUCGAAGAUGAAAUAUUCAUGGAAUGUGAUAUGCGAGACAAUGAGAAUGGUUCCUCCAUUGCAAGGGACAUUUAGGGAAGUGAUUGAAGAAUUUACUUAUGCUGGCUACACCAUCCCCAAGGGUUGGAAGGUAUAUUGGACUGUGAGCACGACUAGCAUGAACCCACAAUAUUUCAAGGACCCAGAGAGGUUCAACCCGUCGAGGUACGACGAGGGAGAAGCGCCUCCCCCGUACACCUACGUGCCAUUCGGAGGAGGGCUGAGAAUGUGCCCAGGAAAAGAGUAUGCUAGGAUAUCGAUAUUGGCUUUCGUUCACAACGUCGUGAAAAAGUACCGAUGGGAAGUGGUUGACCCGAACGAGAAGGUCGAGGGAGAUAUGAUGCCGGAGCCCCAAAAAGGGCUGCCGGUGCGUCUUUACCAACAUUGAUGCAAAGGGACAGGCCGAAAAUUGUUUGUUGUACAAUCAAAGUCAAAUUAAGGAAUUGAAUCCUCCUUUUAAUUUCUUUUAUGGAUACAUGUUAUUGAAUGUCUAGUUUUAGUAUUGGUUUUAAUGAUGUUCUAAAAAUAUGAAUGUUUUUGUUGGAAGCA
Messenger RNA from Salvia hispanica, 1667 nucleotides. Its product is annotated as beta-amyrin 28-monooxygenase-like. NCBI's taxonomy places the organism in Eukaryota, Viridiplantae, Streptophyta, Magnoliopsida, Lamiales, Lamiaceae. The record is from RefSeq and is a predicted model, not a curated record. Gene Ontology annotation, biological process: sterol metabolic process. Gene Ontology annotation, molecular function: oxidoreductase activity, acting on paired donors, with incorporation or reduction of molecular oxygen; monooxygenase activity; iron ion binding.